AGAGAGAGAGAGAGAGAUUGAGUACUCCAGUCUCUGGAAGGAGAAACAUCAACCGGUUUCCAUCUGAUUUAAUCUUAUUUAUUUGGGAAUAUACCCCCUUAUCGAUCAAUAAGGAUACUUCCUUGCAGAGGGAACUUUGUGCAGCAUCCUCUCUAGCGGAAACGAGGACUAACUUACUUUCUAUUUCCCAAGAUAUAAUUAUAUGAUCAUAUAUGAGCUGCGUUCAUUCACAAGUGGUGUUGUGGCUCCUCGGAUGCGCGAGGCACACGGUGUCCCUUCAGAAGAGAAAAAGCAAAAACAGGACGAGCUGCGGAAGGAAUACAAAUUAUACUUUUGAAAGAAAACGCUCCGAGAAGGAGAAGAAUGAGUAAAAAGUGCCGGUGAGGAGCCUUAAAAAAGCGAAGAGGAUUCAGUGUGUUCUGUGCCAGGCUGCUGUCAACUUCCUGAGGAUUCAAAGACAUACAGAAAAGUGUGAUCUGCGACUAUAAACGCAGGGAUGACAGUCAAACUGGACUUUGAGGAGUGUUUGAAAGACUCCCCCCGCUUCAGAGCUGAAAUUGAAAUGGUCCAAACCGAUGUGAGUGAACUCGAGACACGAUUAGAAAAGCUUGUGAAACAAUGCCAUGCCAUGCUGGAGGCCGGCAGAGUCUACUGCCAGACCAGCAAGAGCUUCGUCAACGGCCUGCGGGAGCUGGGACACCAAUGCUCCGGGGAAAAGACCAUGGAGGAGUGUUUGGACAAAUUUUCCAAAAAGCUGUCUAUCAUCUUGGACGCCCAGGGGGAAGCGAUUGAAACCACACAGAAGACGGUCAAGACGAAGCUGCAGAACUUUGUGAAAGAGGAUGUUCGUCGGUUUAAGGAUGUACGCAAGGAGUUUGAGCGCAGCAGUGAAUGCCUGGAGGGGGCGCUGGUGAGGAACGCUCAGGCCCUUCGAGGGAAACCUCAUGAAGUGGAGGAGGCCAGCAACGCUCUGCUGAACGCACGCAGGACCUUCAGGUCGGAGGCCCUGGAUUACGUCCUGGAGAUUAACGUCAUUGAGGCCAAGAAGAAGACAGACAUCCUGAUGGCAAUGUUGUCACUGAUGGAGGCCCAGGCUCAGCUCUUCCAACACGGCCACCAGUCUCUCUCAGAAAUGGACGAGUAUAGACGAAAACUCAAUGAAGAGCACACUCAGUUUGUCCUCAACUCAGCCCGGGAGAAGAGGGACAUGGAGCAAAGACACGCAGCAAUCAAGAAGAAGGAUGUGUCCUAUGAUGACUCCAUCAUGGAUUUUAAACCUGACGCACCAAAUGGGAUCGCCAUGGAGGGAUACCUCUAUAAAAGAGCCAGCAACGCCUUCAAGACCUGGAGCAGGCGUUGGUUUUCUAUUCAGAAAAAUCAGCUGGUGUAUCAGAAGAAAUUCAAGGAACAACCUACAGUUGUGGUGGAGGACUUGCGUCUCUGCACGGUCAAGCCUAGUGCAGACAACGAGAGGCGGUUUCUGUUUGAAGUGGUCUCCCCGUCCAAGAGUUGUAUGUUGCAGGCAGACUCAGAAAGGCAGCAGCAGGCGUGGAUCAGUGCCGUUCAAAACAGCAUCGCAUCGGCCUUUCAGGAGCACAGAGAGGACACACAUAGCCCAAGACAGCGCUGCAGCUCAGUGUCAGCCAGCAAUUUGAUAGGAGGGGGGGCGGGGGGGGAACAGGAGAGUAAGGUGUGCAAGGCGCUGGAGGAGGUCCAGGCGAUCGUGGGGAACAAGCAGUGCUGCGACUGCGGAGAGCCCGGUCCCGAUUGGGCCUCCAUCAACCUGGGCAUCACGCUCUGCAUCGUCUGCUCAGGAAUACACAGGAGCCUGGGAGUCCAUUUUUCCAAAGUGCGCUCCCUCACACUGGACUCCUGGGAGCCGGAGCUUAUUAAGCUGAUGUGUGAAUUAGGAAACUUGGUAAUCAACAGGAUCUACGAGGCCCGCAUUGAUGAGAUCACCAUCAAGAAGCCCCACCCCACCAGUCCCAGAGGAGACAAGGAGUCAUGGAUCCGGUCAAAGUACGUUGAAAAGAAGUUCAUCCAAAAGCUGCCCGAGACCGGCAGGGCGGCCCUGCAGCGGAGGAACCGCGCGCUCACUCAGGAGAGGAACACACAGCGGCCGGCGCUCAAACCCAAGCCGAACCGAGCCACGCUGCCUCGUCUCCCAGGACUGAGCCCGAGCCCCAGCCCCACUGACCUUGUCCCGAAGAACAAUACACACAAAGAAGUGGAGGAGGAGGAAGAGGAGGACCUGAGCGGGCUGCACCCCGGGGCGCUGCUGUAUCGAUCAGCAGCUCUGCAGAACUUCCCUGUCAUGGCCGACGCUCUGGCCCACGGAGCCAACGUCAACUGGGUCAACGUGACCGAGGAGUCCAGCACGCCUCUGAUCCAGGCCGUCUCUGCGAAUGCCCUGGCAGCCUGUGAGUUCCUGCUGCAGAACGGAGCCAACGUCAACCAGGCAGACAGCAACGGGAGAGGACCGCUGCACCACGCCACCAUCCUGGGUCACACUGGGUUGGUUUGUCUCUUCUUGAAGCGGGGAGCAGACUACAACGCCAGAGACAAGACACAGAAAGACCCCAUAUCUAUCGCCGUGGACACCGCCAACGCUGACAUCGUCACUCUGCUGCGGAUCGCCAAAAUGAACAAGGAGAUGCGGGAGAUGGACGGAGCGUUUGGCCAAUCAGGUGAUGAAACCUACCAGGAUAUAUUCAGGGACUUUUCUCACAUGGCCUCGAACAACCCAGAGAAGCUCAAACGCCGCAGUGCCGAUCCCAAAUCGUACCCUGCCUGAACCACAUUUCACACGAUCAUGCUUUCCAUCACACAGAAAACAUGGAUCAUAGGUUCUCGCCGGCAUGCAGACACACAUUUCUCCUGGCCACCUGCCACAUGUUUAGUCAUAGCUCAGCUGGUGUUGACUUCAGAGGGGAUGAACGCUCCGAACAGGGAAUUCUUUGUGUGACACGUCAGAGCAGAACAAUGUGGGAACACUGGAGCAGCUUAAUGAGAGCAGCAUGAGGUGUCUUUAUGUGAAGCAGAGGGAAACGCCAUCACUCUGCCAAGGUUUCUUAAUUAAAUCUGGUAAAUCUUUUAUUUUCUUUAACUAAAAGGGCUUUUUUUUAUGAUCCUCUGCCAUUUCUAUACAGUUGUUACGUGAAAAAGUGAAAGUGUUUGUUGGAAAAUCUGUUGCAAUUGUACAAUUUUCAUGUCAACUGUCUUCCAGGGAGUUGUAAUGUAUACAGCUUUUUACAUUUGGGAUAUUUGUUGGCACCUUUGCUUGAGGUACUUGAGUUUUUGUACAAUGAUCAAAUAAACUGCAAUACAAACAUUA
Messenger RNA from Trematomus bernacchii (emerald rockcod), 3334 nucleotides. It is a transcript of the gene acap1, whose product is annotated as ArfGAP with coiled-coil, ankyrin repeat and PH domains 1. The record is from RefSeq and is a predicted model, not a curated record. NCBI's taxonomy places the organism in Eukaryota, Metazoa, Chordata, Actinopteri, Perciformes, Nototheniidae. Gene Ontology annotation, cellular component: cytoplasm. Gene Ontology annotation, molecular function: protein binding; GTPase activator activity.